UGUGGUCUGUCCUCACCCCUUACUGUUUCCUGCAACGAAGUCCUUUUCAGACGAAGGGUCCAAUGUAAAGCGGAGCUUUUCAGUUGAUAUGUAAACACCAUGGAUAGUACUUGCUCAGUUCAGAUGUUGUUUUCAUCAUCCCUGCAGAUAGUGGAAGUAGGCAGCGUGAUAAAUAAAUCUCCUCUCGUCUUUGUGUAGCUGAAGGGCGUGUUUCUGUGCCACUAUUCUACAAAGGAACUGUUUCUAUCUCAGGCUGUUCAUCAGAUUGCGGUCUGCAGAGAUCCCAGGUGGCUGGAAUGGAGGAGGAAGAGGCCCAGUGCUUCCUGAAGAAGCUUGCAGAGGAAUUCCCUGCUGCUAUGGAAGAAGAUACUCCUCUGCCGGUCAGCUCCCUGAGUCAGAGAGUCUCACUGGAGGAGCUGCAAGGAGAGAGUCUGGAGCUGGGCCAGAGGCUGCUGGCUGCUCGGGGAGCUCCUUCAGGCCUCAGGGUUCUCCUCUGCCAAGCAGCGGUCACGCAGCUUCUGAAGGACGACCUUUCUCCAUUUCACUGUCCACAGGAAGCUCAAGCAAACCUGAAAGAUGAGGAAAAAGUUGUCUUACUCGAGUCGGAAGCAGUCCAGCGGCUCUUCCUUAGGCAUCUGAUAGGUGUAGCACUCAGAUGGAACCAGGAGCUCCCCUUCCCCUUCCCUCCUCCGAGCUUUCAGUGUUCUGUUCAUGCCAUCAAGAACACAAGGAGGAAGAUGGAGGACAAGCAUGUGGCACUGGCUGAAUUCAACCAGCUCUUCGGCAUUCAGGAUGGAGUGGAGCGGGCCUACUACGCUGUGUUCGACGGUCACGGGGGAGUGGAUGCAGCCAUUUACGCUGCCACUCACCUCCAUGUUGUUCUGAGCAAACAGGAGACGCUGCAGAGCAACACGGACAUGGCUUUUAAAACUGCCUUCAAGAACACAGACAACAUGUUCAGAUGCAAAGCCAAGAGAGAGCGUCUGCGGAGUGGGAGCACAGGGGUGGCCGUGCUGAUUCAUGGUCAGCAGUUGACUGUGGCUUGGCUCGGAGACUCUCAGGCAAUAUUGGUUAGGAAGGGACAGGUUGUUACACUCAUGGACCCACACAAACCAGAGAGAGAGGAUGAAAAACAGAGAAUAGAAGAUCUUGGGGGUUGUAUCACCUUCAUGGGUUGCUGGCGAGUUAAUGGCACCUAUGCGGUCUCGAGAGCCAUUGGCGACUUCGACCAGAAGCCAUAUGUGUCUGGGGACGCUGAUUCUUCAACCAUCCAGCUGUCGGGGGAUGAGGACUAUGUGCUGCUAGCGUGUGAUGGCUUCUUUGAUGCCAUCAAACCUUCAGAGGUCCCAGAUCUUGUUGCUAAGGCGCUCUGGGGUGCUGAUGACUCUGAAACUGGAGGGAGUCUUCCACCAGAACUCGCUGAAGAUGGAGUGGGACACAGAGUUGCUGAGAGACUGGUAGGUGAUGCCAAGGCAGCAGGGUCCAGCGAUAACAUCACUGUAAUGGUGGUGUUCCUGCGCCUGCCUGGCCAGCUGCUGGCUAACACAUAAAUCCAGCUGUGUCCAGAGGAAAGGAAUCAUGCAGCUCGCCUCAGGACAUACUCAGACAGCCAGACUAACCCAGAAUCAUCACCUUUGAUAUAUCCACAGCUGUUAUCUGUGCUAGACUGGCAAAUGAUUUGAUUUUUUUAUGCAAGAAAUCAUGCAAAUCCAAUAUUAUGUGCACUCUAAAUGGAAAUUAUUGUGGACAUCAAAAUAUACACAGUGGUGUGAAAUUGACAGUGUUUUACAUUUACAUCAACAUAUAUAUAUAUAAAAUAAUGGUAAAACAGUUUCCACCACUAAUGAGACAUGCAUACUAGUUCAAUGGUAAAUAUACAUCAGUUAGGGGAGAAAUCAUCAGUAGCUUGGUUGUAAAUGUGCACCAUGUUAAACUAAAUGUUUGUUUUGUGCACCUAUUGAUCCACCAAACAACACUCACAUGAUCUGAUGAACCUGAUGUAGCUCAGCUGUCCUAGCAGGAGUGUUUUGACAUUUGCAUCAUUUACCUGAAGCUCUCCACUGGAGCUGUAUGUUGUGACUCCAGCUGUCUUCUGAAUUUUCCAUGGGUGGAGAGCAUCACCAAAAGAACACCAUUGAAGCACAGAGGUGGCAUCAUCAUACUGUGGGGUUGCUUUUCUUUAGAUGGCAGAUGGAUUUUUGAAAGGGUAACAGAUCCAUUUAGCAGUCAACCUUUACCCAAAACUUUCAAGUCUCUGAUGCCAAGUCCAAGGAUCCAUCCAGAUCAACCGAAAUAUAAACUAUCGGACACAAUGUUUUGGAAUUGGCUGCCAGAGUUCAGAUCCUGGCUGAACUCUGGUAAGGUAAAUAUUUCUAAGUGAAGAUGCAGCUGUACACACCCACACACACAAACUAAGACGGACAAAAGAAGAAAGUUGAGUGGUUUGUGUUAAGACAGUACCCAGUCAGAACAUGUGUACACAAGGAGACCAUGCGGACCCACUGCAGACAGAUCAGCAGGGACCAACACAGUCCCGACUUAACUGUCAGAGUCUGACUCGCCCGCCAGGUCCUGAUUUAGUCUUCAAUGUCUGACUUGGUCGAUAGGGGCAAAUCGGGAUUCGGCUGUCAGGGUCUGUCCCGACUGCCAAGUCCCAGUCUUCAUGGCCUGACUCACCUGCUGGCUCCCAACUAGGCCAUCAGGGUCCAACUUUUAGGGUCAAAUUCAUCUUCAGGGUCCGACUCGCUGCUGGGUCCCAACUUCACCUUUAGAGACCGACUCAGUCAUCAGGGUUCAACUCGGCUAUCUGGUCCUGACUUGGCCUAGAGGUUCCAAACUAACUGGGCCAAAGAAAUCACUUUGGCCUGGUUGGUUCUGGAUGCAAGUUCUGGUGGUGUUAACCAGUCCCCUGCUGGAGUCCUUCAGGUCCUGGUGAUGAUGUGACCAGUACCUGUUGGCAGACAAGAGUGCCAACAGAUUUUAAUAUUUGUGCCAACAUUUAAUACCUUUUUAUGUUACCAACAUAUCUGUUACAUAUAUGUCCUCUGAAUGUCCUAUGCAAUCUCACUGGAGGCUCUGAGCGGUCCAUCUCACACAUCACAUUCUUUUCAGGGACUUUCCAAACAGGAAGUCCCAUUUGUUCAGUCUGAGCAUGUCAGAGGAUGCAUGAAUGUGUCUGUUCAUGUGAUUUCACUUAAAGGAAUGUGAUGCCAGCAGCUAAUGGUUGGCCCAAAGCUGACACGCUUAGGCUUGAUCGAUAUUUCAGUUUGCUGCUGUUUGCAAAACUGGCAGAAUUAGCAGAAACUUCCUGCUGGGACUGGCCCACACAGGCAUGUUGGGCCUGCAGGCACACUCAUGCAACACAUAUACAUUUAACCUACAUAACCUUCAGCUAAAUUUAACAGAUUUAAUAUAUUGAUUUAUUUAGAGGAGGUUAAGUUACAGUUUAGAAAGUUUUAUUUUAUCAAGAUUUUGGCAUAUCUGUGGCAGUGAGAGUGUUACUUUUUUAAUCUGAAUGCUUUUCAGACUUUAUCUACUUAAUCUGUUCUGUUAGUGGUGUCAGUGUAGAGGGCUAUUUCUUGAUGGAUUUGUAUGUUUUGGAGGUGGGUAAACCAAAAGUCUCAUGUGCCACAUAGAUCAAUUAGAACCUCUUUCAGAUCAGAGUUUUGUAAUAAUCACAACUCCCCUUCCCAUUCACAGAUCAGCUACAGGUCAAACUGGCAGGAUCAUGGAUCAAUAAAUGCUUUCAGAGCAGUCUGAACCAAAGGGGCAUGGCAUACUGUCACAUCACCAUUAUGGCUAUGCUGAGUAUGAUUGUAGGUGUAGCAGUGGUGGAGCAAUAUCAACGACACAUCUUGUCCCAUUAUCUCUGUUAAUCUGGUCAGGCCGAGCUGCUAAAAUACAGAUUGAAAUUAUGAUCUAAAAGGGGCUACAGUUAUGAGGAAUGCUAAACAUUUUUAGAUUGCCGGCUUAUGAAAGCAGACUCCAAACUUUGUUUUGAGACAAAGUAUUAAAUGUGUCUCUUAUCUACUUAGAAAAUGCUGAUGUUAAACAUGUUGGAUUAUGUACUGACUGUCAUUCUGUUGGUAUUAUAAUAUUUACUCCUGUUUAAUGAUUCCUUUAUGAAAAAUGUGAAUACUUUUUUAGAAAUAGUUCUGAACCACAUCCAGCUGGAUUUAAUGUCAGAAUCUCAUUUUACUCUCUUACACUGUGGAUUAAUGACAUGGUUGGUUUUGCAGUUUUGUAUUCACUAAUGACUAAAUAAAAGACUCCAAACAAGAUAUUCAUCAGUUUUA
Molecule: messenger RNA, 4295 nt
Organism: Poeciliopsis prolifica (blackstripe livebearer)
Lineage: Eukaryota; Metazoa; Chordata; Actinopteri; Cyprinodontiformes; Poeciliidae
Gene: ppm1f
Product: protein phosphatase, Mg2+/Mn2+ dependent, 1F
Exons: 8
Coding region: 297-1550 (417 amino acids)
Biological process (GO): negative regulation of protein kinase activity; protein dephosphorylation
Cellular component (GO): cytosol
Molecular function (GO): cation binding; protein serine/threonine phosphatase activity
Source: RefSeq, a predicted model, not a curated record